This is a messenger RNA of Klebsormidium nitens, 2556 nucleotides long. NCBI's taxonomy places the organism in Eukaryota, Viridiplantae, Streptophyta, Klebsormidiophyceae, Klebsormidiales, Klebsormidiaceae. The record is from the annotation of a GenBank genome assembly.
AUGCAGUUGCGCAACGCCGGUCUCGAAUACUUUGAUAGGUUCCAAGAGGCGCUCUUCGUCAAUAUUUUUGGUCUGCCCUCUGGUGACAGAAACCGAGUGCGUCGCGGACGACGCGCUACCUUCAUGUAUCCGCAAUGGGCGAACCACGUCCAGAUAGAAUGUGUCGCCCGCGCUAUGCGGUGUCGGAUACGCGUGUUCGGCAUGUGGCCCGAUGUAUAUAGUCUCGCCGUAAGACUCGCAGAACCUUUGACGCUGGAACAACUGGACCUCCUGUGCUCGACGGUAGACGAUGGGCAACUACGGAGGCGGAGAAGUCAUUACGUAAACGAUGAUCCGAACAACUACGACAGAACCAUUUCAUUGAUAAACUGGACGGACACACACUUUGGAGUUGUCUUGCCACACGUGAGGGGCAGGCCGAGGCAACGUGUGAGUGCUAGCGGGAAUAUACCCCCUGCGAAUGUCAGUUAUGGAGAGGCUCUGCAGGUGACACAAAGGCUCGCUGGACGCGAGGCGAUACUCGUGAGGGAGAGGCGGGAGAGAGCGGACCGAGAAAGACAGAUGAGGGGCAGGAGUGCGGCAGGAGUACGGCAGAGUGCUACGGAUAGGAUGACCACGGCCACCAUCAAGACGAGGAAACUGCUCGUAGAUAGCCCGGACGCGGAUGACUUUCUGAUCGUCUCCAACGGUGUGCAACUGGUGACGAACGUGCUCGUAGACGGGUCCCUCUCCGCGUCGGUCCCCGUGAUGACCUUGCAAGCAGGAACGAUUCAGUGCUUCGGCAGCAACGGCGACGCCUGGUUCCUCUCGCGUGCGGCGGACGGGACGGUCUCGCUCGGGCAGAACGUAGCGGGGUCUCGCCGUGCACUGGCAUCGCUCGCGUGCUCAGUGGACGACGGUGCAUCUGGAUUGGGAACGUUGAGCGUCAGGUCUCUACAGAAUGUCGACCAGGCCGGUCGUUACCCAUUUCGGACGCGCAUUGACACCGACAAGAGUCUGGUGACGCAGUGCUCCACCGACGGCACGGCUUGGACGACGAUACGGAGAGAUGCUGCUUCCAUCGCUACCUUUGCGCAAUCCAUCCUCCCCGCAUCGGGCAAUCUCAACGUGGGGACCGGCAGCAACCGCUGGCUUGGACUGUAUGCUUCCAACGUAGAUGCGGAUACGAUCGCAUGUGGGGCCGCGACGUUCUCGUGUAAUCUAUCGGUUUCGGGCGAUGCUUCGGUCGGGGGGUCGUUGCAGGCGAGCAGUGCCGUGGUGGGAGGGAGUUUAGCGGUGACGGGUCCCGUCGCUCUAUCGAACGCUCUGACGGGCACCUCUGCGACGUUUUCUAGCAACGUGACCAUCGCUGGAUCGUUCUCAUAUUCCAACCUCGCACUCAGUGGGAGUUUAUCCGUGGCUGGUCUCACUACUAUUUCAAACACUCUGAGAGCCACUUCGGCGACGUUCUCCAGUAAUGUGACCGUGUCUGGAACUUCUACUCUCUCGAGCGAUGCGAACAUCAGAGGAGCCCUUGCUGUGACCGGGCCACUCACUCUUUCCAGCGCCCUUUGGGGAAAUUCGGCGUCUUUCUCAGGUAAUCUAAGCGUUUCUGGAGCUACGACUCUCUCCAGCAAUACUACGGUGGGAGGAAGCUUGGCAGUAACCGGCCCCGUGACUCUGUCCAGCACGCUAGGAGGCACUUCUGCGACUCUCUCUAGCAACCUGACCGUCUCUGGAUCUACGACUGUAUCGGGCGCUCUGGGCGGAACAACAGCAGCUUUUUCCAGCAACCUCAGCGUCUCUGGAGUUACGACGCUAUCGGGCGCUCUGGGAGGCAGCUCUGCUACCUUUUCGAGCAAUCUGACCGUCUCUGGUACUUUUACUCUCUCCAGCAAUGCGACGGUAGGCGGAAGCUUGUAUGUCAGCGGGCCCGUCACCCUCUCUAGUACCCUGGGAGCCACGUCGGCUACUUUUUCCAGCAACAUGAGCGUCGCCGAAAUAACCUCUGGAACCCUAUCAGCGAGCGGACCGGUCACUCUCUACAACACCCUCGGAGCCACCUCCGCCACGUUUUCGAACAACGUGUCGAUUGGCGGCACCCUGUCGGUAGCGAGCAAUCUGGCGGUCACCGGCCCCGCCACCUUUGCAUCCAACAUCACCAUCUCAAACACCGAUCCGAUCAACUCUCACAAGACGUGGGCCUCUUGGACCCCAUCUUCUGAUUCUAACGCGACGUUAACGACUUUCUUCGCGAGAUACACGUCGAUCAAUAAGAGAGUCACGGUCGCUUACUCGCUGAGUUUCACUGUCGCGUCGUCCGUGGCCAGUACCAGCAUCUCCCUGCCUCCAGGACAUUCAGUUGCGUAUUCGGCACAACGCACGCAGAUCUUCAGCAAGAACGGCGGGUCGAACAUCUACGUGACAAGCUACGGGAGUAUCACCGUUCCGACCGCAGGGACUGCGACAGGUCUGGUCACGGCCGACAGCACUACUUCUCGGCUAGUAUUUGCCCUCACGAACUUCUUGGCGGGUACCUGGACUGCAUCAGGUACCUUGGAUUAUGAGAUCGCUUGA